Notodromas monacha is the source of this 408-nucleotide messenger RNA. Lineage: Eukaryota; Metazoa; Arthropoda; Ostracoda; Podocopida; Cyprididae. The record is from the annotation of a GenBank genome assembly.
UACGCCGUUGCCGGGUUCCUCUUCACUUUCUUCAUCAUCUCGCUGCUGACACUGAUCGCUUAUAUCCUGGGACAGCCUAGGGGGGUUCUGGAAUCAGUGAUUGCUUUCGGCGGAGCAUUAUUCUUGCUCUACAGCGGAAUUGCUCUUUCAAUUGCUCUGAGUUCCGUGUCGUCUUUGAUCGGGUCGGGAAACCCGUAUUGCUCCAUGUCCAUAGCUACUAUCGUAUUUACGUUCCUCGGUGCGAUUUUGUACAUGGCUCACAUCGGUUACUUGAUACACGAAACUAGGAAAAGGAGGUCGUCCCGAGUGCCAAUUCAUCUCGCGACUGCGUCAAUUUUCUUCGAGCAGUUUCUUUGCGAAUAUCGUUGCCAAACCGGGUGUCUCAAGGUUUCCGAAGAGUUUUUGUGA